Messenger RNA from Brassica rapa (field mustard), 1336 nucleotides. RefSeq lists its product as uncharacterized. The record is from RefSeq and is a predicted model, not a curated record. Lineage: Eukaryota; Viridiplantae; Streptophyta; Magnoliopsida; Brassicales; Brassicaceae.
ACGUAACGUAAAUCCUCGUAAAAACGUCGUUAACGAAAACGCGGGCCUUUGUAUUUCGUCGCUAUUUCCUCGUAAAUGAAAACGCGGGCCUCUGUAAUUACUCGUAACUUUACGAGGAAAUAACGAGGACAAGUAAUCUUAUAUAUCCCCGAGCGAGCUCGCUCUUUCUUUCCUCUCCACUUCCUCUCCAAUUUCUCCCUAUUUCGCAGCAAUGGUAAGUCUCUCUAAUUCCUCUCUAGUUUGAUUAGUUUAGGAUAGAUUAGGUGAUUAGUAUAGGGAAUUUAGAUAGGUUUACGGAUCUUAUGUUAUUUAGUGUUGAUUAGGUGGAUAAUGUUGGGAAGUAUUUUACAAAAAUUUAAAAAAUUAAAAUUUUUUCUCAGGUUUGAAAAGGUAGACUUACUGCCCAUUACAGAGAGAUGUUCGGUGAGCCGGGUAGUCGUUUAGACCCGUCGUAUUCUUCAGCUCCCGGUUCUUCGGGUCAGGAAACUGUCCCCGAGACUCAGUACACUCAGAGAGUCUUUGGAUCUCCUUCUUCUAGUGCACCAUCGGUUCCUCACGUGCCUCCCCCGAUGGCUCCUCCUCCUGUGGCUUCUCCGAUGGCACCUCCGAUGCCCGCCGAGAUUCAUCCCGAUUUGAUGGUGCCUCCGAGUGCUCCUUACUCGCAGUACACCGUAGAGGACAUUCUCCGUCUGCCAGGCAGAGAAGGUUUACCAGUCAUCGACCCCGACCGACCGGACGGAACUUUGUGGUUUGGGAUUGACGAAUGUCUUGCAUCGGACGUAUCCGACACGAUAAAAGGUUACUUCUCCAUGGCACAUCCGAACUGGAAAAAGACGCAUCACUACUCCACCGAUGGAUUACCCGUCGUCUUAUCUAUACCUGAAGUGGAUAAGCUUUACGAGGAGGUUGUCCCUAAAAAAAAGGGACUGACGUUGGGGAUUGGUUCCGUCAACGAUGUUCCGAGAGCGACAUCGUCUUAUGUUCAGCGACGGGAUGAUGAAGUCUCUCAGCUGCGUAGGGAGUCCGAAGAGCUGCGUAGAGAGUCUACUCAGCUGCGUCACGAGUUGAGCUUGACGCAAUCUGCGUUCACAGCUCGUAUGGGUGGACUGGAGGGCUUCUUGGACGUUGUAGCGGCCACAAAUCCGGAAUGGGAGACUUUGUUGAGGACCAUGCGACAACAAAAUCCUAUCCCAGGCCAGUCACCAACCGACGACUCACAUGCCGAGGCGGAUGUAAUGGCGAGGAGUGAUGAAUUCUACCAGACGAUUAACGACCACCACCCUUAGUUCUUUUUAAUUUUGGUUCUUGUAUUAUGAAUUAAAAACUUAUUUAUAUA